GAGUGAAGAAACCUGGUUUUGGUGUUACAUAUGCAAUGUGGCUGAAGACACACCUACUUAUUGUCCUCCUUGCAGGUCAAGCUUUUGGUCAGCUAAACUCCACUACUCCUUCCACCAUUACCACGGGUACAACAGCUGCACAAACUUCAACAAAUACAACCACUCAACAGACAGAAGUGUUUUACUUCCUUGAUGUCACUGUUGAUGUCACUGGACCGAGGAGAAAUGAAACGGAAAUCACUGCCUGGCUUGACCAAGUUUUCCGCAGUAAGCUCAGCGAAUGCUUGUUCUCAAACACAGGACCAACAACUGCUGCAUCCACAUCUCCACAAACUUUAAAUGUGCCUGAACAAUCAACAACACCACAGAUUCACAAUUCAACAACAACUGCAUUUUACAAUGUAACGCAAAACUUUAACUCAACUACAAAUGCAACGACAGACUUAAAUGGCAAUAUGACAACAGCUGCAACAACGUUAAAUAGCAACGACACCACGACAGCUGCAACAACAUUAAAUGGCAACGACACCACAACAGCUGCAACAACAUUAAAUGGCAACGACACCACGACAGCUGCAACAACGUUAAACGGCAACAACAGCACGGCAGCUGCAACAACGUUAAAUGGCAAUGACACCACAUCAGCUGCAACAACGUUACAUGGCAACAACACAACAACAUCUGGAAUGUUGCAUGGCAACGACACGACAGCUGCAACAACGUUAGACAGCAAUAACAUAACUACAGCUGCAACAGUGUUAAAUGGCAACAAUACAACAACAGCUGCAACAACGUUAGACAGCAAUAACAUAACUACAGCUGCAACAGUGUUAAAUGGCAACAAUACAACAACAGCUCGUCACAGAGCAACAGUCCAACCACAGCUACAAGUUCAACAUCAAAAAGCAACAAUCCUACCACCAGUGUAA
Molecule: messenger RNA, 929 nt
Organism: Cyprinodon variegatus (sheepshead minnow)
Lineage: Eukaryota; Metazoa; Chordata; Actinopteri; Cyprinodontiformes; Cyprinodontidae
Product: serine-rich adhesin for platelets-like
Exons: 6
Coding region: 36-929 (297 amino acids)
Source: RefSeq, a predicted model, not a curated record